This is a messenger RNA of Eruca vesicaria subsp. sativa (arugula), 1134 nucleotides long. The record is from the annotation of a GenBank genome assembly. Lineage: Eukaryota; Viridiplantae; Streptophyta; Magnoliopsida; Brassicales; Brassicaceae.
AUGUCAAACUAUCUUCAAGAGCCCUUACCCACUUACCCUAAACCGGUUUUAACCAAAGAAGAGCAAGAAGUCGACGAGAAGAUGGUGAGCUUGCAAGCGGAGUGUAUUGUCAACACCGUGGCUUUCCCCAUGGUUCUCAAAGCCGCCUUUGAGCUUGGAGUCAUCGACACAGUCGCUGCAGCAGGCGACGGAGCGUGGCUCUCACCGUAUGAGAUAGCUCGUAGUCUACCAACCAAACCCACUAACCCGGAGGCGCCAGUGUUGCUUGACCGGAUGCUGCGGUUACUCGUCAGCCACUCUAUUUUGAAGUGCCGUAUGGUUGAAGGUAAAGAAAACGGUAUGGAGAGGGUAUAUGCAACCGAACCGGUUUGCAAGUCUUUUUUGAGAGAUAGUGACGGUUAUGGUUCUCUUGUUUCUCUGUUUAUGUUGCUCCAGAGUGAAGUGGUUUUCAAGACUUGGACAAAUCUUAAAGAUGUGAUACUAGAAGGAAGAGGUGCAUUCAGCUCUGCCCACGGCAUGGCAAUUUUUGAAUACAUGAAGUCGGGUGGAGAAUUUGCUGAAAUGUUUAAUCGUACCAUGACAGAACAUUCCACCAUGAUUAUGAAGAAGGUUUUAGAAGUUUACAAAGGAUUUGAAGAUGUUAACACUUUGGUAGAUGUUGGAGGAUCAAGUGGAACUACAUUAGGUCUAGUCACUUCCAAGUAUCCUCAUAUCAAGGGUGUUAAUUUUGACUUACCUCAGGUUUUAACCAAUGCUCCAUUGUAUCCAGGAGUGGAGCAUGUCUCUGGAGACAUGUUUAUAGAAGUUCCCAAAGGAGAUGCAAUCUUUAUGAAGUGGAUACUACAUGAUUGGACGGACGAACAUUGCUUAACGCUUCUUAAAAAUUGUUGGAAGAGCCUACCGGAAAAUGGAAAAGUGAUCAUUGUAGAUUUGAUUACACCAACAGAACCAAAGAGUGGUGACCUUUCCUCUAACUAUAUGUUUGGUAUGGACAUGUUGGUGCUAGCACUAUACGAUGGCGCUAAAGAGAGAUCGUUUUCACAGCUGGAGAAUUUAGCCUUUGGUUCAGGUUUUCGUCGAUGUGAAGUUGUUUGUGGUGUCCAUUCAUAUUCUGUUAUGGAAUUCCACAAAUAG